This is a messenger RNA of Pyrgilauda ruficollis (rufous-necked snowfinch), 1757 nucleotides long. RefSeq names its product growth differentiation factor 2 (gene GDF2). Gene Ontology annotation, cellular component: extracellular region. The transcript has 2 exons. Gene Ontology annotation, biological process: SMAD protein signal transduction; BMP signaling pathway. Gene Ontology annotation, molecular function: growth factor activity; cytokine activity. NCBI's taxonomy places the organism in Eukaryota, Metazoa, Chordata, Aves, Passeriformes, Passeridae. The record is from RefSeq and is a predicted model, not a curated record. The coding region runs from base 239 to 1522 and encodes 427 amino acids.
UGAAGCAUGGCAUCAAUGACUCUGAUAAGGACAAGUGUAUGACCAAUCUGCUUGACAACUGACAAGAGGCUGGGGUUUGAAGCAGACUGCAAAAAGAACACCAGAAAGUGAUUUGCAAAGGGCAUUCCAGUUGUUUGCCUUACAUCUUCUUUCCUCUGUCUGUAUUGAAACAAGACUGGCAAUCAGCUCAAAUACCAUCAUCCUCUUGUCUCUCCACCAGAAAGUAAAUAUAGAAGAAAUGUGUUGUUUUGGAGUAUUAGCUGCACUGUCUGUUUUCAACAUCAUUGCUUGUUUGACAAGAGGCAAGCCUUUGGAAGACUGGGACAGGCUAUCAGCUAUGGGAAAGUCUGAUGCACACUUUCAUCCUGGGGAAGCAGAUGAUGAGACCCAUUUCAACUUUAAAUCUUUCUUGGAGAAUAUGAAGAUGGAUUUACUAAGGAGUUUGAAUUUGUCAAGAGUCCCCUCACAAGUGAAGACCAAAGAAGAACCACCACAGUUCAUGAUUGAUUUAUACAACAGAUAUGCUGCAGACAAGUCCUCCAUCCCUGCAUCCAAUAUUGUAAGGAGCUUCAGUACUGAAGAUGUUGUUUCUUUAGAUUCACCAGAAGAAAACCCAUUUCAGAAACACAUUUUGUUCUUCAACAUCUCUAUUCCACAAUAUGAGGAAAUCACCAGAGCUGAACUGAGAAUUUAUAUCUCCUGUCACAGGGAAGUUGGGUCUCUCUCUAGACUGGAAGGCAACAUGGUAAUUUAUGAUGUUCUAGAUGAUGGCCACUGGGAAAACCCAGAAAAUACCAAAUCUUCCCUUGUCUCCCACAAUAUCCAGGAAUGUGGUUGGAAGAUGUUCGAAGUGUCCAGCGCUGUGAAAAGAUGGGUCAGGGCAGACAAGCUGGAGACUAAAAAUAAGCUAGAGGUUGUUAUAGAGACUAAAGCUCUGAGUGGUUUUACUUGUGGGAAGCUGGAUGUCAGUGUUAGCCCUGACACAAAAAACCUGCCCCUGUUAAUUGUGUUCUCCAACGACCGCAGCAACGGGACAAAGGAGACCAAAGUGGAGCUCCGCGAGAUGAUUGUUCAUGAGCAAGAAACUGUGCUCAAGAAACUAGGGAAGAACAGCACUUCAUCUGAAGAGGAACAGCAGGGAGAGGAAAAGGCCAUCACUGGAUCCCACCUGCAUUCCUCCAGAAGCAAGAGAAGUGUUGGAGCCAACCACUGCAGGAGAACUUCCCUCCAUGUGAACUUUGAAGAGAUUGGCUGGGAUUCCUGGAUCAUUGCACCAAAAGAUUAUGAGGCUUUUGAGUGUAAAGGAGGUUGCUUCUUCCCUCUGACAGAUAAUGUCACCCCAACUAAACAUGCUAUUGUCCAAACUCUGGUGCAUCUCCAAAAUCCAAAAAAAGCCUCCAAGGCCUGUUGUGUUCCAACCAAACUGGAUUCAAUCUCCAUUCUUUAUAAGGAUGAUGCUGGUGUGCCCACUUUGAUAUAUAACUAUGAAGGGAUGAAAGUGGCAGAAUGUGGCUGCAGGUAGUAUACAAGGCAGAAUCUCUAAGAAUAGGAACAUGCCCCUUUUCUGUCCUCUGUAAAUCUGUAUAAUAGUGAUGCAAAUGAAGACCAUUACAAACAAGGUUUGGAGCAGGGUGUGGGACUGGUUGUUGCUGCUUGUUUUAAGGGAAAAUUGGUAUUUAAGGAAUGGGAAUCUUUGUAAAUAGCCUGCCUUAUAUAUCAUGGCAAAGUGAAUACUGGAUUAAAAUAUUGUGAGAUUG